This is a messenger RNA of Dermacentor andersoni, 3084 nucleotides long. RefSeq names its product amino acid transporter heavy chain SLC3A1-like. Gene Ontology annotation, molecular function: L-alanine transmembrane transporter activity; aromatic amino acid transmembrane transporter activity; L-leucine transmembrane transporter activity. Gene Ontology annotation, cellular component: apical plasma membrane; basolateral plasma membrane. NCBI's taxonomy places the organism in Eukaryota, Metazoa, Arthropoda, Arachnida, Ixodida, Ixodidae. Gene Ontology annotation, biological process: L-leucine import across plasma membrane; carbohydrate metabolic process; L-alanine import across plasma membrane. The record is from RefSeq and is a predicted model, not a curated record.
CGCUGCUGCUGCUGCUCUCCCCCCCAUCUCUCCGCCUAUCCGCCCGCAAAUCCGUGGGUUGUCUCCGUGGCCCUCGUAGACGGCUGUAGACCUCGACUGGUUCAGGGCGGCCACCGGCUGGCUUCAAAGCGAGGUCGUACUUAAACAAGCUUAAAGAUCUACCUGCCGUGUAAGUGCUGAAUUGCUAGCUGAGGAAAUUUGCGUGAAAAAGCAGACAUCAUGGAAACAGUUGAAAACGAGAACUAUAAACCGCCCCACGCCAACGAGGAUGGCCUCGAGAGGGACGAAGCGGUCACCGAAAAGCUGGUGGCCCAAGGGGAUGGCACCAAGAUCACCUUCACCAACAGCAAGGCUGAUGGAAAGGACCGAAAUGGCGAUGCCAAGAUUGACAUUCAAGGUGUUGAGAGCCAGUUUGUAGGCCUGAGCAAGGAGGAGCUCAUGAAGUACGCCAACGACCCGUUCUGGGUGCGGCUGCGCAUGACCAUGUUUGUGCUCUUCUGGGUCCUCUGGCUGGCCAUGCUGGUGGGUGCCGUCGCCAUCAUUGUGCUGACACCGCGGUGUGCUCCACCACCACGCUUGGCGUGGUGGCAGAGCUCGCCUGUCUACAAUGUGGAAGUGGGCUCCUAUGCCGAUGACGACAAUGAUGGUCGCGGAGAUAUCGCGGGACUGACAUCCAAGCUGAAGCACAUCAAAGAACUUGGAAUGGGCACUCUGCUGCUGAGUGAUAUAUUUUCCAAGGAUGCAACUGGGGCCACAAAGGACUACCUGGCUGUGGACCCAAGCCUCGGCUCAUUAACCGACGUGGAAGCUUUGCUCAAUUCUACCAAGGAGAAAGAACUCCAUGUGGUCUUGGAGAUCAACCCUGCCUACACCAGCAGAGACCACCAGUGGUUCCAAGACAGCAGUGAGGGCAAGGAGGGAUUCCAGGACAUUUUCAUUUGGGAGCAGGGCGAAGAGGCUGCGCCACCAGAAGGCGUGAUGGCGUCUGGCGAUUCCGCGUGGACCUUUGACGCUGGCCGGAAGAUGUUCUACCUGCAUCAGACUUCCUCUGACACAGCCGAUGUCAACUGGAAAAGCCCCAAGACUCUAGAGCUUUUCACCGGUGUGCUACGCUUCUGGCUUGAACGAGGUGUGAGUGGUUUCCUGGUGACCCACACUUACCUGGACCACCCCUCUACGACCAAACAAGCCACCCUCGCCACGGAACAAGAUGUGCUGAGCAUGCUGAAGGAAUGGCGGCAGGUUCUCGGCAACUACUCCAGCGCCCACGAGACUGAGCACAGGGUGCUUGGUGUCCAAGUGGACAAAACAGCAUCUGAAGCCUCGCCGUUGUAUGGAUCGGCCGAUGAGCCCGCAGCCGAUCUGGUGCUGAGCAAGCCUUUCGAGCGGCUUGUCGACAAGUCCAACGCCACCAGUCUCCGAGUGUUUGUGCAGGGAGCCCUGGAUGCGACGCCAGAGGGCAUGUGGCCAUCAUUUGUGCUGGGCAGUUUCAGUUCUGCCCGCCUCGUGGAGCGUGCCGGCGUGCUUCUGGAUGGCCUGCACAUGGUGGCGGCCCUGGUGCAAGGCACGCCUGUCUUCUACAACGGCGAUGAAGUUGGACAAGAAUGCAGCGCAAAACCGUGUCCGAUGCCAUGGUCUGAGGAAGCAGCAGCCACUCCUGGCAUCAGUGUGGAGGCGCAGACGGGCAACAGCUCGCACCUGGAAGUGGUGCGUCAUUCGACCGCGCUGCGGGACAAGCUUGCGGUCAGGCUGGGCAGCACAGUGACAUCUGUGCUGGGUGCCAACAGCACGGUGUUUGUCAUGCUCAGAGUGCGCAAGGGCACGCCGGGCUACAUGGCUGUGGUCAACGGAGACCACGAGAAGGUGACAGUGAACCUUGCUGAUGCAAGCAGUCACGUGCCCGAAUCCGGGCACAUAGAAGUGAGGAGCACCAAUUCUAACAAAGUGGUGCAGUCCAAGGUCAAGCUCAACGAGUUCAUCUUGGAGCCGCACGAAGCUGUCAUUCUGCAGUUUGUGCCGAUAUUUGAGUAAAGCGAGUAGCUCACUGCUCAUCUGUGAGACUCGCCUCAAAUAUCUAAUGUUAUGACAUAAUAAUCGGCUAACACCUGGGAUUGCACAGUCUGCUGGUCUCUAAAUAGUUGGAUUGCUAUGAUAAUUAGGGUCCAUCAAGGUUCCUUCUUUUUUUUAGAUGUCUGCAUUCUAAUUGGGAUGUUUAAAGCUAAGUUUGGCUUUGAUUAGAUUGCUUAUGUUUGUUUCUUAAAACAUUUACAUGUUUUGUUUUGAAAUGUGAAGGUUUCAUUAAAUGACUCGCCUAUCCGAGGGUACCAACUUUGUGAAAGUAUGGCUUUCUGGAUUGAUGAUCGGUUGUUUCAAAUAUCGUCUGUAUUCUGAGUGUUUGAACUCGCUAGAAUCUUGAGCUGUUGUUACAUCUUUGGGCACGUCUUGUUAAAGUAAGCAGGUCACUAAACAUUGGAGCUCUCACUUUCAGUGGGGAAUGUUCACAAGAAAUUUGGUACACUGUCUGAAGGCACUGAUAGUGUCGUUUGGGUGGGAUGGAACAGUGUUCACAUUCCUGAAAUAUUGGUAUGAUUGCCAGUGAGAAAAGACUGCAAAAAUAAUAAUUAUAUUAUAUAAUAACUUUCGCAUUCAGUGCGGUAUUGCUUAUCACUCCUGUGUUCAGCCCCUGUCCUCCCCCCCUUUUUGUACCUUUUUGAAUAUCUUGCUGCAAAAAUGUGCAAUUUCUUUAUCACAUUGCUGUACUUCUAUCUACUUAUUUAUGGGGCCCAUAUGUCGGCCACAACAUUUUGGACAUUAUGAGCUGGGAGAUACGUAUGUUGACACAGGUUUGUAAGAAAAAUGUGCACAACAUUGGAUAUUACUUGAACAUAAGGACCCGGAGGAGAAUUUGGACAGAAUUAUAACUUAUGCAAUGAUGAACAAAUUUUGUAAUCUGGCAUCCUGUCCUUGUUUAGUAAUCCAUGCAUCUUGAAACCACUUGUGACCUGCCAGUCUGUGCUCCUAGUGUGUCAAAUGUGCCUAGCACAUUUGUGUAUGAAAGCAAGAAUAAACUUGAUUGCAGCAUUA